GUUCAAAUUUGCCAUGUUCCAACCGACACAAUGUUACUAUAAAUGUACAUUAUUCCUAAUACAUGGUAGUAGUCACAUCACAUAACAUUAUAAUAAUUUUUAAAGCCACAUCACUUGAAAAUGUCAUUCACCACCACUGCAAACGGUGUUCCUUCCAACUCCACGGUGGCGAUGAUGUUGGGCCGGCGAAGAAUUCCAAUCCACACAUCAUUCUAUUGGGGUCAUAAUGUAGACAUACUAUUCCAUUGCUGGCCCGGGGACAGCGCUGUCAUGUACGCGGUGGCGCUGAUCCUCGUGUUUGUAAUGUCGUUGUUGGUGGAGUGGCUUUCAUUUACCAAUAUUGUUAAAGUCAAACCUGGGACAUCAAACGACGUCGUUGGCUCACUUUUAAGGACGGGCCUGUAUGGUGUCCGUACUGGAUUCUCGUACUUGGUUAUGUUGGCUGUUAUGUCGUUUAAUGGUGGUGUGUUUCUAGCUGCAAUUGGUGGCCAUGUUAUUGGGUUUAUGGUGUUUGGAACAAUGGCUAUUUUGAAGAAAUCUAGUGGGUUGGAUUCUUCUUCCAAACCAUAGAUAUUGUUCGAUCCAUCGUUUUUGGUGUGAUUAUAAAAAUGUCGUAUUGUAAUAAACUGCCAAGGAAAAGAAAGUAUAUAUAAUGGUGAUUUUGUGAGUUAUUAUAAAUAAAAAAGUUCUUUGAUGUUGAAAUGUAAGAACUUUAUGUUUUGUGCUCCAUUUAUGAAAUGUUAAA
Medicago truncatula (barrel medic) is the source of this 745-nucleotide messenger RNA. Its product is annotated as copper transporter 6. The record is from RefSeq and is a predicted model, not a curated record. Gene Ontology annotation, biological process: copper ion transmembrane transport. NCBI's taxonomy places the organism in Eukaryota, Viridiplantae, Streptophyta, Magnoliopsida, Fabales, Fabaceae. Gene Ontology annotation, cellular component: plasma membrane. The transcript has a single exon. Gene Ontology annotation, molecular function: copper ion transmembrane transporter activity. The coding region runs from base 121 to 570 and encodes 149 amino acids.